AUUUGGAAGUGUUAGUGAUAAUGUUGAUUGGGCGUUUGCGGGCAUGGUCUAAAUGAUGACGUUGAAAGGAGAUAUCUUUGGGAGGAACUAGUUGUUGGCCAUGUGAGUUGGUGGGAGCUGCCGUGGUGCAUUGGUGGUGAUUUCAAUGUUCGUUUUCCGUGUGAAAAAUCAGGCUAGUCUAGACAAUCAGCAGUUUGUAUGUCAGAGAGAACAGUGGGAAGCAGAAUUCGAAAAUUAAUGAAAAUGACCUAAAAGGAAGUCGUUUAUGAGCAUUUUCCUCUCCUUCCUUUUGUUCAUCUGAAUCCAAAUGGACCCCUGAGAGUCAGGAUUUGGUUUCUCUUUACACAUCAGAUGGGCAGAGAUCUGUGUCAUAUCUGGCUACUUUACAAUUACACUAGGACCUUUUUUGGUUUUGAUGCUGAUCAUGUUCCAAGCAUCGUUUGUCACUGAAUUAGAAAUCAGUGCCUAUGUCCCACGUGGUACCCCGUACCCUAACUUUUUUGCUUUUUUAAAAAAAAUUCAGAAUCACGGGUGAAAAGUGAAAACCUUUCCCCCAUUUCAGAAGCCCAAUCUUCCCCAAAAUUUCAAAAACCCCCAAUCCUCAUCCCUCCAUCUCCACUGGUCCCCUCCCCCCACGGGCCCCACCGACGGCUCUGCCGCCCACGAGCACCGCCUAUCGCCACCCACCACCGACCAGUAGCGCCAACACCGACCCCCGUCGGUCUCUCUCUACGACUGACUGCCAGAUUUGAGAAGAUCAUGGGGUGCCUUUCAUUGCCUACUAUUGGUUUGGUUUUAUUGUGUUCAAUGGUCUGCACGGUGGGUGGCAUUGGUGCCAACUGGGGCACACAGACCAGUCACCCUCUGCCUCCAGAUACAGUAGUGAGGCUGCUGAGGCAAAAUGGGUUUAGAAAGGUUAAGCUUUUUGAUGCGGAUUAUGGGGCAUUGAGAGCUCUGGGUAAAUCUGGGAUUGAGGUCAUGGUGGGGAUUCCUAAUGAUAUGCUUCAAUCUCUCGCCAGCAGCGUGAAGGCUGCUGAGAAAUGGGUUGCCAAAAAUGUCUCCACACAUAUCACCACCAAUAAUGUCGAUAUCAGGUAUGUUGCAGUUGGAAAUGAACCUUUCUUGUCGACAUACAAUGGAAGCUUCCUCAGAACAACAUUCCCUGCUCUGCAAAAUGUCCAAUCUGCCUUGAUAAAAGCUGGUCUUAGCAACAAAGUAAAGGUGACAAUCCCCCUUAAUGCUGAUGUUUAUGCGAGCUCAACUGACGUUCCUUCUGGUGGUGACUUUCGUGCUGACAUCCAUGACCUAAUGCUUGGCAUUGUCAAGUUCUUGAAUGACAAUGGUGCUCCCUUCACUGUGAACAUCUAUCCAUUUAUAAGCCUCUACACCGACCUCAACUUCCCUGUUGAGUAUGCCUUCUUUGAUGGCAAUGCAUCACCUUUAACUGACGGUGGGACGACCUACUACAAUAUGUUUGAUGCAAAUUAUGACACUCUUGUGUGGGCCCUCCAAAAGAAUGGGUAUGGAAAUUUGCAAAUCAUAGUUGGGGAGAUUGGGUGGCCAACUGAUGGAGAUCGAAAUGCAAACCUAGUGUAUGCUCAGCGGUUCAACCAGGGUUUCAUGUCCCACAUAUCCGGUCAGAAAGGGACCCCAAUGAGACCUGGGAUGCAAGUUGAUGCAUAUUUAUUUAGUUUGAUUGAUGAGGAUACUAAGAGUAUUGAUCCAGGAAAUUUUGAACGCCAUUGGGGAAUAUUUACUUAUGAUGGGCAAUCAAAAUACCCUCUUAACCUUGGCACCACAAAUUCAGGAUCCUUGGUUUCUGCACAAAAUGUACACUAUUUGGACCGCAAAUGGUGUGUGAUGAAGCCAUCUGCUAAACUUGAUGACCCACAAGUGCAACCAAGUGUGAGCUAUGCUUGUUCACUAGCUGAUUGCACGAAGCUUGGAUAUGGGACAUCUUGUGGCAAUUUAGAUGCUCGGGGAAACAUCUCAUACGCAUUUAAUAGUUACUACCAGAAGAAUAAUCAACUUGAUGGUGCUUGCAAGUUUCCCAACCUUUCAAUGAUCACCAAAUCAGAUCCAACAGUUGGUAGUUGCCGAUUUGAGAUAACAAUGGAGCCAUAUUAUGGAGGUGCAGAAAGGACACUUGGGUGUCUCCCAAAGCCAUUGAGUUUGGUUUUUGGCCUUAUUCUCUUUUUGCUAACAAUUCUGUGAAUUCUAAGCUUGAAGUUCCCGAGGACCCCGAAGUUCAAGACUAGAAUUCUUAUAUCCUUUGGCCGGAUUUUGGUGGCUGGAAGAAGGUCAUUUAUCGCCCCAAACAUGACUGUUGCUGACUCUUCUCGGCCAUCUUUUAGGGCUAUUUUGUAACCAGGGCGGAAUACUGCACGCGGCAUGUAGGUCUCGUCGCCUAUGCCAGAAUUUUUGAGAACUCGUUGCUGAUGUUCAAUGGCAGUAUCAUUGAAGUUGCCAGAUUUUCUUGCUAAUUGAAUGAACUCCUCCUUUGAAAUCUGUGCAAGUUCAAUAUAGUGGAAAAACUUUACUUUGCUGAGCAUUAAUUAAAUGAUGAAAUUUUUCAUUUUUUAUUAGCUUAAACUUUUGGGAUGACUGAUAAUUUGUCAUUGUAUUAGAGCAUAGGUUAAAUAUUCUACGUGUUGGGACUCAUUUAUAAAAGGAUGAGAGUUUGUACCCACACAAUGAGCUAGGGGGAGUGUUACAUAUAUUAAGUUAAAUGCGCU
Molecule: messenger RNA, 2735 nt
Organism: Alnus glutinosa
Lineage: Eukaryota; Viridiplantae; Streptophyta; Magnoliopsida; Fagales; Betulaceae
Product: glucan endo-1,3-beta-glucosidase 6
Exons: 5
Coding region: 760-2214 (484 amino acids)
Biological process (GO): carbohydrate metabolic process
Cellular component (GO): plasma membrane
Molecular function (GO): hydrolase activity, hydrolyzing O-glycosyl compounds
Source: RefSeq, a predicted model, not a curated record